CGAUCACUGUUAAAAUCGACGAGACGGGCUGCACCAGAGAACUUGUCAUCCGUCGGCAAUCGAAUCUUAGCCCGACCUAUGGCAACAUCUCCAUCUGAUGUUGCAGGAUCUCUACAAGAGUAUUUUCUAAACAAUUCUAGGUCAGCGUCUAAGUUGGCUUCCGCAUGUCGUCAAGCCCGGUCUAUCUCCGCCGUUGUGAACCGUCCGUCUCCGCUUCGUCCCUUCGUCUCACGUCGCUUUUAUUACUCUGAGCGUAGGUUUCUCGGCGUGAUUGACUCCAAGAUCCUUUCUGCUUUGAAAUCCGAUGAUCUCCACUAUAUUAAAGAGACGAUUCCAGAGAGCUUCCUUUUCAAUAUUGAAGAUGAUCCUCGAGCUCAGUUUGUGAGAUUCACUGGUGAAAACGUUAGGGAGGAACAUGUUCAAGUUUUAGCUUUCAUGCCUAGUCUUGUUGCUGAUGAACCAAUUAGUAUUAAACUAAUUGUAACUGUAACCAAGAAGAGCGGACUCUGCCUAGAGUUUAGCUGCACAGCUUUUGCUGAUUAUAUUAACAUAGAUAUUGUAUCAGUGAAUCAUCCGGGUGGUUUUUUUGAGGGAACACUGAAGAAUGAUUGGCAUUUCAAAGACAUGGACAAUGAUCUGAAGAAGAUGUUCUACGAGUAUCUGGAGACCGUAGUUGAAGCAAGCACAACGAAUUUCUUGCAUAAGUACAUGAUGAGCAAACUGAAGCGAGAGUACUUGGUAUGGUUGAAAGGUGUUAAGAAGUUUAUGAAAGAACCUAAGUGGUAUUAGGUUCGAUACCUAAGAGAAUCAGAAAUAUAAAAAUGAACGAACUCUCUUAUGUUUGUUGUUAGCAUUCAAAUGUGUUUUCGCAUUUUGCACAAUCUUUUGAGAAUUUAAUUAUGGUAAUGGCUUUCAAGUUUAGAUGCGAGUUUUGAUAUUCACUUCUGAUUCCCAAUGCCAGUCCAAACUCAAAUCCAAAGAUCUAACACUAGAAAGGUAUUGGUUGCUUACAACGACAAGAAGAUGAGAAGCUAAUAAAUAUUCAUCUUACUA
Molecule: messenger RNA, 1053 nt
Organism: Arabidopsis arenosa
Lineage: Eukaryota; Viridiplantae; Streptophyta; Magnoliopsida; Brassicales; Brassicaceae
Source: the annotation of a GenBank genome assembly